Sphaeroforma arctica JP610 is the source of this 432-nucleotide messenger RNA. RefSeq lists its product as hypothetical. Lineage: Eukaryota; Ichthyosporea; Ichthyophonida. The record is from RefSeq and is a predicted model, not a curated record. The transcript has a single exon. The coding region runs from base 214 to 432 and encodes 72 amino acids.
UUCAGAUAAGAUGAUAUGGUCACAAUCAUACACACAGUAACACCCACCACCUGCAUGAUCAAUGGAUUCAGAUAAGAUGAUAUGGUCACACGCAUAAACACAUUAAUAAACGCAACCUACAUGAUCAAUGGAUUCCGAUAAGAUGAUAUGGUCACACUCAUAAACACAGUAGCACCCACCACCUACAUGAUCAAUGGAUUCAGAUAAGGUGAUAUGGUUAAACUUAUAAACACAGUAACACCCACCACCUACAUGAUCAAUGGAUUCAGACACGCUGAUAUGGUCACGAGCAAGCUUCCUAUAGUCCACGCGAGUACGUUCUGUGUCCUAGUUGGCUGCCCCGUAUUCUUAGGUUGCAGCGAUGGCCCAAACGAAGUGAUCGCACGGCCCUCUAGUUUAUCUGCAGAGGUUAUAGACAAUGGGACCGAGUGA